CUGGCUGUGUUGUUUCACCUGCUGCUGUUGAAGCUGACGGGGUGAGGCCCAGUCCCAAGGUGCAAUGCCACUUGUGUCAGCAGCAUGCAUCAGCAAGAUAGCAGAAGCAGGAAGAGAGCUGGCUGGAGGACACCUGCCCCAGCUGGAAGACACGUACCCCUGAAGAUCUUGAAAGAGGCCAUCCAGCCCACGCCGCCCUUCCUGUAAACACUACACCUGGGAGCAAAGGGUGAUCAGGGGGAUAAAGCCCAGGUGACAUCCUCAUCAGACAGCAAGUGCCACAAGUUUCAUCACAAAAGUUGAGUCAACAGGUGGAUGACGGAAGAGGGGUGAAUCACAUCUGACAGGACCAGCCACUGUUGAAGCAUGAGUUCCCAGCAGCAGAAGCAGCCCUGCACCCCACCCCCUCAGCUUCAGCAGCAGCAGGUGAAACAGCCUUGCCAGCUUCCACCCCAGGAACCAUGCAUCCCCAAAACCAAGGAGCCCUGCCACCCCAAGGUGCCUGAGCCCUGCCACCCCAAGGUGCCUGAGCCCUGCCACCCCAAAGUGCCUGAGCCCUGCCAGCCCAAGGUGCCUGAGCCCUGCCCUUCAACGGUCACUCCAGCACCAGCCCAGCAGAAGAUCAAGCAGAAGUAAUGUGGUCCACAGCCAUGCCCUUGAGGAGCUGGUCACCAGAUGCUGAAU
This is a messenger RNA of Symphalangus syndactylus (siamang), 684 nucleotides long. RefSeq names its product cornifin-A. The record is from RefSeq and is a predicted model, not a curated record. Lineage: Eukaryota; Metazoa; Chordata; Mammalia; Primates; Hylobatidae.